AUGGAAGCUCUUCUCAACCAAUGGCUCUGGAGACAGGAAUACUGGCUUCCCCCUGGAGUUACCUGGGAAGACAUGAAGGAAACAGAAAAUGUCCAUUAUCCUAGACCUUCUCAUCUCUUUUUUGGUAUUCCAUGUGCACUCAUCCUUACUGGUUUGAGAUUUAUAUUUGAAAGGUUUGUGGCUUUACCUCUGAGCAAAAAAAUGGGCUUACGGGAAAGGUACAAACGGAAAACCUUCAAUUAAACCAAUUCUGGAAGACUUUUACUCAAAGAAUGGAAAUCAUCCAACUGAGCUGGAGAUUUACAAUCUACUUAAUUUCAUUCCUUAUUGGUGUUGCUGUAAUUAUCGACAAACCGUGGUUUUGGGACCAAAGGGAAUUCUGGACCGAUUAUCCCUAUCA
Messenger RNA from Staurois parvus, 400 nucleotides. Lineage: Eukaryota; Metazoa; Chordata; Amphibia; Anura; Ranidae. The record is from the annotation of a GenBank genome assembly.